AUGGGAGAUUUACUCAAAUUGCUAUUUGGAACUAUUAAUAUUUUAUUUCACUUUGUGUCUGCCGAAUUCGACAGUUAUGAAGUCAAGCAGCUUGAAAUCACUCCUAUAUACGAUAUUAUACUGUUCAACGACAUAGCUGAUGUAAUAAAGGACUUCGAUAAUGACUUGGCUUCACAGGCUCAACCUUCCAACGAGAGCGACAGCGAUGAAAAUAUCGAAGACCUAUUAAUGGAAUAUCAACAAUACUUAGAUAAAGCACACAAACAGGGCUUAGACUACUUACAAAAAGUUAGCACCAAAAAUAAAGUGCCACUGUUACGUAACGAGCGCUACACGAAAAAGAAUCCCAAGGCGAACUUUGAUGACUAUUAUAGACCAUUCGCUAAUUCGUAUCAGCAAAAACUGCUCGAUCUUACCUCAUAUAGAGCUGGUAAGAAGGGAUCAAAAUUGUCUUACACCACAUCGCGAUCUAAUACACAAACCGAUUUUACUCCUGAACUAGCGACGAAAUACGAUCAUAAAACAAAGUCAAAUAUACAGUCGGGAAUAAAGUCAUCUUGUUAUUGCAAAGCCAACGAAAUUCCGUGUAAUUGUGCAUGUAAACAAUGCAUCAUACAAUACGACUCUACAAAUAGUAAUUUAUAUCAGAAAGGACCACAGCUAUUUGAUAAUUUCCUUGAGCCGUUAUUGACAAUACCGAGAUACCAAAACAGUGAGGACGAUUUAAAAAUUCAGGUCAAAGUUGAUGUUAAGCUCCCAAAAAUCUUAGAGAGACUCGUUCAAGCCUUUAGCAAGAAAGAUAAUAGCUUUAUACAUCCAGCAGACGCAUUUCGUAGGGAAACGGCUAUGAGUUAUCUUGCACCGUUCCACGUUCCGAUUCCUAGAGAACUCUUCAGCUAUAAUGCAUAUAAUACAAUACCGCAGAUGUCAAAAUCUGUCCCCGUGCAAAAAAUUACUAUUCAUAGGAAGAAGAAAUCACGUAACAAUAAUAAUAAAAAACACAAAAAGACAACUCUUAAUAUCCCGGAAACUGUAGUAGAUAGAAAUACGACAGUCAAAUCGAACAUUAGCUCCAUUGUAACUAAUCAAAAUAGGACCGAAAUUCCUCUACUUGUUACAAAUAACGUAAAAGAUUCUUCAAAUAGCACAAUCGUGGAUAAUACCUUAAAGCAGGAUAAUAAUAAAUCAAAAGAGUUCAUUUAUUUAACACUUAACAUAUCGAGCGACAGCGAAAAUCAUACAGACGACGGCAGAUUGGAAAAUAGUAUUGAAACGGAAUACUUUAAAACAAAAGACAACUACUCAACAAUUGUAACAAACGUUCGUGAAAAGAGGGAAAUUAUAGCCACCAAUGAUAGCACAUCUGAGUCUUUGGAGCUUUCAGUCAAGCCUCUGAAGGUAGUGAAUGAAACUCACGAUAAAAAGUUUGAUAAGCUGCUCGAUGAUCCAGCUCUACUCUACUGGUCUGAAAACAAGGCACCGAUCCCUCGCAACAGCUCGAAAAAUAUUAACUCAGUGAUAGAAAAUAUCGAGAAACGAAAAAGCAAAUUCAACAUGAGCAGAGAGAAUAUACGUGUCAAUCAUUCAAUCGCUUUAGAGAAAGCUAUAUUUGGAGAUGUCGAUUGGAACGAUAUGGAUACAGUGGCGCCCGUGUUUAUGUCGUUCGUGGGCAAGUAUGUGCGUGGGGUUUUAACGUUUUGUUCGGAUACUGUAUGCCACUCCAUGAAAUGCGGCGAAAAAAGUUGCAUACAUAGGAAGUGUGAUCCAAUUAAUCGAUAUAACAAUCAGGGUCACUGUCUAGGAAGUAACGGCACCGAUAGUACAGCAAAAAUGGAGUCUAUAAUGAAUUUACCAUCGAAUUUAGCGUUCGAAAUCGUCGACAUCCUACAAGAUAAAAUGUUAGGCAAAAUGUAUGGAAAAAUGACAAUAUGCAUCUGUCUUAAAUGUUCGACAUUCGUCGCAUCAAAGAAAACAGUGGUUAAGUCAAAAUGCACUUCGAAAGAACUCAAUACAGCCAAUGAAUGUCCUAUCAACAAACAACAUUAA
This is a messenger RNA of Leptosia nina, 2046 nucleotides long. The record is from the annotation of a GenBank genome assembly. Lineage: Eukaryota; Metazoa; Arthropoda; Insecta; Lepidoptera; Pieridae.